Molecule: messenger RNA, 423 nt
Organism: Paramecium tetraurelia
Lineage: Eukaryota; Ciliophora; Oligohymenophorea; Peniculida; Parameciidae
Exons: 2
Source: RefSeq, a predicted model, not a curated record
AUGAAUAUUAAAGAAUGUGAUACGAAAACUAACUAAAAAGCUAUUAAAAGUGCUUUAAAAAAGGAACUAUCUAAUGAAGAAUAAAUGUUUCGUAGAUACGAUAGAAAAGGUAGAGAAAUUACUUUUGGCUCUAAAUAUGAAGUUACAAUUGAUGAACAUGUUCAAUUCUUAUUAGCGAUCCCUCCAGUCUCUACGCCAAGAAACAGGACUAAGUCACCCGUUGGUGUACCAAUGAGUGCAAGAUCCCCUAGGAGUAAGUCUCAAAUAACAGAAUAAGGUGGAAAUUCCACUCCUAUCGCGAUUUCUUAAAAAAAAUUAGAAUUCACAUAAAAAGAAGAAGAAUCUUUAAGAAUAUUGGAGAAGAAAUAUUAAAAAUAAAAAAUGCUUGGUAAAUAAUAAAAGUAGUGUUGUGUUAUAUGGUGA